Messenger RNA from Stegodyphus dumicola, 1287 nucleotides. RefSeq names its product Cathepsin B (gene CtsB). The record is from RefSeq and is a predicted model, not a curated record. NCBI's taxonomy places the organism in Eukaryota, Metazoa, Arthropoda, Arachnida, Araneae, Eresidae. Gene Ontology annotation, biological process: regulation of catalytic activity; proteolysis. Gene Ontology annotation, molecular function: cysteine-type endopeptidase activity.
UGCAUACAAAUAAGUCACGUGGUUAUUGCAUAAGAGUUAGUGUAACUUCUAUAAAGACCCUUCGGCAAAAAGCGCGUUUAUAUGCUGAGUAGAGGUAAAGGGUGUACUUUCAUUUUCAAGAGCAGUAAUCUUUUUAUCAACAUGAAGCUGUUUAUCCUUCUUGCAAUAUUUUGUACUGUUGCCUAUGGGAAACAUGUUAUUCCCAAGGGAAUUCAUCCAUUGUCCGACAAAAUGAUAGACUACAUUAAUUAUAUGAACACAACAUGGAAGGCUGGAAGAAAUUUUGAUCGUGUUAGCUUGAAGUACAUUAGAGGACUUCUUGGAGUUCACAAAGAUAACAACAGGUACAGAUUACCAUCCAUUAAACAUGCCUUACCUGGAGAUCUACCAAAAUCUUUUGAUGCAAGACAGCAGUGGCCAGACUGUCCAACAAUUAGUGAAAUCCGGGACCAGGGUUCUUGUGGUUCAUGUUGGGCCUUUGGAGCAGUAGAAGCUAUGUCUGAUAGGCACUGCAUUCACAGCAAUGGCAAAGUAAAAGUACAGUUGUCUGCUGAAGAUCUUUUGACCUGCUGUAGUAGUUGUGGAAUGGGAUGUGAUGGUGGUUUUCCAGCAUCUGCUUGGGAAUUUUGGGUUGACAAAGGAAUUGUGACUGGUGGUUUGUAUGAUUCACACGUUGGUUGCCAACCUUACACCAUUGCAUCAUGUGAACAUCAUACCACAGGAUCUCUACCUCCUUGUGGAGAUAUAGUUGAUACUCCACAAUGUGUUCACGUGUGUGAGAAAGGCUACAAUGUUAGUUAUCGUGAUGACAAGUUUUUUGGCAAACGUUCUUACUCCAUUGAAAGUGAUGCUGCUCAAAUUCAGGCUGAACUUUACAAAAGUGGUCCAGUAGAAGCUGCGUUUACAGUCUAUUCAGAUUUUGUUAACUACAAAUCUGGUGUGUAUCAGCAUGUAGCUGGUGAGGAAAUGGGCGGCCACGCUGUUCGUAUUCUUGGAUGGGGUGUUGAGAAUGGUACUCCUUAUUGGCUUGUUGCUAACUCUUGGAAUACUGAUUGGGGUGAUAAAGGAUACUUCAAAAUCUUGAGAGGCAGUGACGAGUGUGGAAUUGAGAGCUCUAUUGUUGCUGGUAUUCCUAAGUAUUGAACUUUCUAGUCAUGAACAUUUUAAUAUGUAAAUCAUGACACUUAAUCCUGCCAAUUUUUUAAAGAGAGCAAGUUGCUUCCGUCUUUUUUUCUGUAAUUUGUGAUGUAUAAUUUAAUUUUUUAAUAAAGCUUUUGUAUAUUUUUC